Messenger RNA from Hypanus sabinus (Atlantic stingray), 2957 nucleotides. Its product is annotated as zinc finger protein 850-like. Bases 359 to 2596 code for a protein of 745 amino acids. The transcript has 2 exons. Gene Ontology annotation, cellular component: nucleus. Gene Ontology annotation, biological process: regulation of transcription by RNA polymerase II. Gene Ontology annotation, molecular function: RNA polymerase II cis-regulatory region sequence-specific DNA binding; DNA-binding transcription activator activity, RNA polymerase II-specific. The record is from RefSeq and is a predicted model, not a curated record. NCBI's taxonomy places the organism in Eukaryota, Metazoa, Chordata, Chondrichthyes, Myliobatiformes, Dasyatidae.
CAUUCGCUGAGUGGACAAAAGGAGCCGGAGAACCGACAGCAGGAGGUAAAGAAAUAUCUCAUCCCAGUGGGAAAACUGCUUUGUGUCUGAAAUGAAGUUUUCUGUUGUAACUCUGUGCUAUCCACAGGAACCGGGGUGCUAACAACCCACCAGCAUUUGUUCAUUGGAGAUCAGUUCUUCCACUGCAUUGACAGUGCGAGGGGUCAGUCCAUCUGACAUCUCACUUUCUGACUUGCCAGAGAAUUGAUAAAGAGCUGUGGAAAGAGAUUCAUUUAAACAUUCCAUCUACUCAGACUUUGGGAAGGGACUCACUCAGUUAUCUGACAUACUGGCACACUAGUCAGUUCAUACUGGGGAGAUGUCAUUCACCUGCUCAGAGUGUGGGAAAGGAUUUCGUUGGUCAUAUCAACUGAAGGAACAUCAGCGAAUUCACACUGGGGAGAAGCCCUUUACCUGCUCAGACUGUGGGAAAAGUUUUCCUCGAUCAUUUCAACUGAAGCUACAUCAGCGAGUUCACACUGGGGAGAGGCCGUUCACCUGCUCAGAUUGUGGGAAGGGAUUCACUCGGUCAUCUGACCUACUGGCACACCAGUUAGUUCACAGUGGAGAGAGGCCUUUCACCUGCUCAGACUGUGGGAAGGGAUUCACUCGGUCUUCUCAACUUAAGAUACAUCAGCGAGUUCACACUGGGGAGAGGCCAUUCAUCUGCUCAGAAUGUGGGAAGGGAUUCACUCAUUCAUCCCACCUACAAAGGCACAAGCGAGUUCACACAGGAGAGAGGCCAUUCAUCUGUUCUGAAUGUGGGAAGGGAUUCACUCGAUCGUCUCACCUACUGACACACCAGUCAAUUCACACUGGAAAAAGACCGUUCACCUGUUCAGACUGUGGGAAGGGAUUCACUCGGUCUUCUUACCUACUGGCACACCAGUUAGUUCACACUGCAGAGAGGUCGUUCACCUGCUCAGACUGUGGGAAGGGAUUCACCCGAUCAUCUGACCUUCUGGCACACCAGUCAGUUCAUACUGGAGAGAAACCAUUCACCUGCUCAGACUGUGGAAAGGGAUUUUCUCGGUCAUCUCAACUGAAGAUACAUCAGCGAGUUCACACGGGAGAGAGGCCAUUCACCUGCUCAGAUUGUGGGAAGAGAUUCACUCAGUCAUCUGACCUAUUGGCACACCAGCGAGUUCACACUAGGGAAAGGCCUUUCACCUGCUCAGACUGUGGGAAAGGGUUCACUCGGUCAUCUCAACUGAAGCUACAUCAGCGAGUUCACACGGGAGAGAGGCCGUUCACCUGCUCAGACUGUGGGAGGGGAUUCACUCGGUCGUCUAAGCUGAAGCUACACAGGCGAGUUCACACGGGAGAGAGACCGUUCACCUGCUCUGAAUGUGGGAAGGGAUUCACACAAUCAUCUCACCUACUGGUACACCAAUUAGUUCACACUGGAGAGAGGCCGUUUACCUGCUCAGACUGUGGGAAGGGAUUCACUUGGUCAUCUCAACUAGUGGUACACCAGCGUAAACACACUGUGAAAAGGCUGUUCACCUGCUCUGAAUGUGGGAAGGAAUUCACACAAUCAUCUCACCUACUAGCUCACAAAUUAGUUCACACUGGGGAGAGGCCAGUAACCUGCUCAGAAUGUGGGAAGAGUUUCACUAACUCAUCCCACCUGCAGAGGCACAAGCGAGUUCACACAGGAGAGAGGCCGUACAUCUGCUCUGAAUGUGGUAAGGGAUUCGCUCGUUCAUCUGAUCUACUGGCACACCGGUCAGUUCACACUGGGGAGUGGCCGUUCACCUGCUCAGUCUGUGGGAUGGGAUUCACUCGGUCGUCUGACCUACUGGCACACCGACGAGUUCACACUGGGGAGAAACCAUUCACCUGCUCAGACUGUGGGAAGGGAUUUCCUCGAUCAUCCCAACUGAAACUACAUCAGCGUGUUCACACUGGGGAGAGGCCAUUCACCUGCUCACACUGUGGGAGGGGUUUCACUAACUCAUCCCACCUACAGAGACAUCAGCGAGUUCACACAGGAGAGAGGCCGUACAUCUGCUCUGAAUGCGGUAAGGGUUUCACUCGGUCAUCUGACCUACUGGCACACCAGUCACUUCAUACUGGGGAGUGGCCGUUCAGCUGCUCAGACUGUGGAAAGGGUUUCACUCGAUCAUCUGACCUACUGGCACACCAGCGAGUUCACAUCGGGGAGAAACCAUUCACCUGCUCAGACUGUGGGAAGGGAUUUCUUCGGUCAUCUCAACUAAAAUUACAUCAACGAGUUCACACUGGGGAGAGGCCAUUCACCUGCUCACACUGUGGGAAGGGUUUCACUAACUCUUCAAACCUACAGAGACACCAGCGAGUUCACACAGGAGAGAGGCCAUUCACUUGUUCCUUUUGUGGGAAGGGAUUCACUCACUCAUACCACCUAAAAACACACCAAUCAGUUCACACUAGGGAGAUGCUGUUCACCUGCUCGAUCUGUGGGGAGGGAUUCACUCAAUCAACUGACCUGCUGGCCCACCAGCAAAUUCACAAUGGUGUGAGGCAGCUUACCUGCUCAGAUGUGGAAGGGGAUUUCCUUGGUCAUUUUAAGUGAAGGUACAUCAUCACAUUCACACAGGGAAGAGGCUGUUCACAUGUUCUCUGCCUGGGAAGGGAUUCACUCAUACGUCCCACUUGGAAACACACCAGUCUGUUCACACUGGGGAGAGGUUGUUCACCUGUUCAGACUGUGGGAAGGGAUCAAAAUCAGCUCAGCUUCUGGCAAAGUAGUUAAUUCACAGGGGAGAAACUGUUCACCUGCUCAAACUGUGGGAAGGGAUUUCCUCAGUUAUCCUGGCUCCUGGCCACAUCUGGUCACUGGACAUCGGAGGAGUUUCUUCUGCUGAUAUUCUCCUUUAAUGUGACUGGAGUUUAAUAUUCUAGAUCUGUGACAAAUAAAUCAGUUCUAAACUCUG